Molecule: messenger RNA, 357 nt
Organism: Schistosoma rodhaini
Lineage: Eukaryota; Metazoa; Platyhelminthes; Trematoda; Strigeidida; Schistosomatidae
Source: the annotation of a GenBank genome assembly
AUGGUCAAAAAUUGUAGUGUAGCUAAAAGGCCAUUCCGCAGACUCUGUUACUGGUGUCUUCUUAUGACUCUUAGUGAGCCUUCAUUCAAAACCAAAGAUGAAGCUAAGGACUUCUUGAAGUGUUUAUGUGAUCAAGAACUUACUGUCGAUGUAUCAGAUGGUCGAAGAUAUAUUGGAUUCUUAUGCUGCACAGAUAAUGUUGGAAAUAUUGUAAUGAGUUCGUGUACAGAGUAUCCGGCACCUUCUGAUUCAGCACCCGAUAAUUCGCUAAGAAAUUUUCCCACUGUUGUUAUCCCUGGACAGCACAUAAUGAAAAUUGAAUGUAAUGGUCGUUUGCUAGCAAAUCGAUCUAUUUAA